CGCGGGCUCAUCGUCUCAAGGAGGAUUCCAAAUGGCGACCAAAAGCUUCAGGUUUGGACUCUCGUCCUUUUUACGCCAAACAUGCAAAAACCACAAGGCAUCGUUAUGGAGGGGAAGUAGUGGAAGGUACAGCUACCUACACACAUCACCUAUCUCUAAUGAAAAGUACUUUGAUAAAAUUCUUAUUGCCAACAGAGGAGAGAUUGCUUGCAGAGUAAUGAAAACAUGCAAGCGUCUUGGCAUUAAAACUGUUGCUGUAUACAGUGAAGCUGAUGCAGAUGCUCUCCAUGUGAAAACUGCUGAUGAAGGUGUGUGUGUUGGGCCACCUCCAACAAACCAGAGCUACCUCAACAUGGAUGCAAUCCUGGAUGCUAUACAGAUAACUGGAGCCCAAGCUGUUCACCCAGGAUAUGGAUUUCUUUCUGAGAAUUUUAGAUUUGUUGAAAAACUGGACAAGAUAGGAGUGACAUUCAUUGGUCCCUGUACGUAUGCCAUGAAGUGCAUGGGUGACAAGAUAGAGAGUAAAAUCAUCGGCAAAAAGGCUGGUGUCAACACUAUUCCAGGAUAUGAUGGUGUAGUCAAGAACCAGGAUGAUGCAGUCAAGAUUGCAAAUGAAAUAGGUUAUCCUGUGAUGCUGAAAGCAUCUGCUGGUGGAGGAGGAAAAGGCAUGAGAAUUGCCUGGAAUGAUACAGAGACAAAGGAAGGCUUCAAGUUGUCAUCUCAAGAGGCUAUGUCCAGCUUUGGAGAUGAUAGACUUCUCAUAGAAAAGUUUAUAGAUGAACCAAGGCAUAUUGAGAUCCAGGUUCUUGGAGACAAGCAUGGUAAUGCUGUUUAUCUUAAUGAAAGAGAAUGUUCAAUCCAAAGAAGAAAUCAAAAAGUGAUUGAAGAAGCACCAAGUUCAUUUGUAGACCCAGAUUUGCGUAGAGCUAUGGGCGAACAGGCUGUUGCUUUAGCUAAAGCAGUAGGUUACGACUCGGCAGGCACAGUAGAGUGCAUGGUUGAUUCCAAGAAAAACUUUUAUUUCCUGGAAAUGAACACCCGACUGCAAGUGGAACAUCCAAUCACAGAGAUGACAACGGGUGUUGAUCUGGUAGAACAAAUGAUCAGAGUCGCUGCAGGUCAUCCUCUGGAACUGAAACAGUCUGAAAUACCACUGAAGGGCUGGGCCUUUGAAUGUCGUGUUUAUGCUGAGGAUCCAACCAAGAACUUUGGACUUCCAUCCAUCGGCAGACUGUACAAGUACAUCGAGCCUACACACCUCGAAAAUGUACGAUGUGACAGUGGUAUUAUUGAAGGCAGUGAGAUCAGUAUCUACUAUGAUUCCAUGAUAUCCAAGUUAGUAACAUAUGGUAACACACGAGAAGAAGCCAGGGCUAUCAUGAACACAGCUCUGGAUUCAUAUGUCAUUCGAGGGCUGAAACACAAUGUAUCGUUACUCAAGGACGUGUUAAACCAUCCCAAGUUCGUCGAAGGUGAUUUCAAUACAAAAUUCCUCCCCAGAGAGUACCCCAAAGGCUUCAAAGGGCAUAUUCUGACUGAAAUUGAGCGGGAGCAAUUGCUAGCCAAGGCUGCUUACAUGUUUGUUCAACGAGCAAGGAAAGCCAAAAUGUUCCUCAAUCAGACAAGGGUUAAUGCAGUGGCUAAAGAGCAGGUGCAGUGGGAUCUCGUAGUUACCCUAGAUAAAGAGACCUAUCCAAUACAGGUUAACUAUGUUGGUGAUGGUGCUUAUGAGAUGGUGGCUGAUGAUAAAACCAUCACAUUCAAGCCUACCACUCCACUCUCAGCGCCAGUCUUCCAUGCUCUUGUUAAUAAUGACGACAUCUUAUACCAGACUAUUUCAAAACAUGGUAAUCUGUACAGAAUCCAACAUUGUGGGACAAUCUACAAACUUCGUGUUCAUACCAAGGCAGAAGAUGAAAUGAAGAAAUACAUGCCUGAAAAAGCUGAUGAAGACAUGAGUCCAUAUCUCAAGUCCCCUAUGCCUGGUAAGGUAGUGUCUGUGGCAAUUGAGGUGGGUGACCUCGUUCAUGAAGGACAAGAACUGGUUGUGGUGGAAGCCAUGAAAAUGCAAAACAGUUUGACAGCACAGAUAACUGGCAAGGUUGUCAAGGUGAACUGCAAACAAGGAAAUAACGUGGCCGAGGGAACCAUAUUGGUCGAGAUAAAGGAAACCGAAGAAAAAGAAUAAAAUCUCAACUCACCAAGAAAAAAAUAAUUACGGUAAAAAGAACCAAAAUAUUUCAAAUAGUAAAAUAAUUUUUAAAAUAUUGAACAUUAGCUAAGGAUAAAAUAUUGUUAGCUAAGUACAACAAAGUUGAACAUGAAGGUUGUGUGUUUGUGACUCAUCCCUAGUCUUUUUUCCGUGUGUGAUAGAAGAGGGAAGACUGGUCGUCACAAAUCUGUGUUAAGAAGUUCUUUUACUAAAUCAUCCCCUAAUAUUAACAAACGAGAUUGGCAUGGGUACAAUACAUUUAGUGUGUUUUUUCCCCGUCACAAUUUACCUUGGUACAAGUCAUUUAUUCAGUUUCUUUCCCCAUCAUCUUCUAGUUAACAAAAGAUUACCUUAAUAUAAGUCAUUUAUUCGGGUUUUUUUCCUUCAUCAUCUAGUUAACAAAAGCCCAUUUUAUUUACUUUAACGAGAGAGGACGGUGCAAACACAUUCAUAUAGAGCAAGAAAGUAGAAUAUUUUUUGAAUUGCAUGUGUUAUAAAACAUUUUGGUUUUAGAUUCCUUUGAAUCUAGAAGGAUUGAAAAAGUGAUAAUUGACAAUGAGGAAUUGUAAAUCACACUAACGUAUUUUAGCAAUAAAUUAAUUCAUCUAUAAUAUUA
Molecule: messenger RNA, 2828 nt
Organism: Actinia tenebrosa (Australian red waratah sea anemone)
Lineage: Eukaryota; Metazoa; Cnidaria; Anthozoa; Actiniaria; Actiniidae
Product: propionyl-CoA carboxylase alpha chain, mitochondrial
Cellular component (GO): mitochondrion
Molecular function (GO): ATP binding; propionyl-CoA carboxylase activity; metal ion binding
Source: RefSeq, a predicted model, not a curated record